Engraulis encrasicolus (European anchovy) is the source of this 971-nucleotide messenger RNA. Its product is annotated as interferon-induced GTP-binding protein Mx-like. The transcript has 3 exons. The coding region runs from base 1 to 711 and encodes 236 amino acids. Gene Ontology annotation, biological process: defense response to virus. The record is from RefSeq and is a predicted model, not a curated record. NCBI's taxonomy places the organism in Eukaryota, Metazoa, Chordata, Actinopteri, Clupeiformes, Engraulidae. Gene Ontology annotation, cellular component: cytoplasm; membrane; nucleus. Gene Ontology annotation, molecular function: microtubule binding; GTP binding; GTPase activity.
AUGCAGGAGGAUAGCAGCUGUCUGUCCCAGCACUGUGAGGAGCAGGUGCGGCCUUGCAUUGACCUGGUGGACUCCCUGAGGUCUCUGGGAGUGGAGCAGGACCUGGCUCUGCCUGCUAUCGCUGUCAUAGGCGACCAGAGCUCAGGGAAGAGCUCAGUGCUGGAAGCCCUCUCUGGGGUGGCACUGCCCAGGGGCACAGAGAUCAUUUCCAGUGCUGUGAACGAUACCAGCAAGAGCUUCUUUGAGGCGUUUCCCAAUCUGAUGAGGGCGGCCAAGGAUCCUCUGGACCUGAGAGAUCAGGAGUAUGAGAAGGCGGAGGAGAGACUGGCGUCACAGUUCAAGAUGGAGAGAAUCAUCUACUCCCAAGACGGCCUUUACAGUCGCCAGUUACAAACUGUGAAGUCCAAGCCUGUUACUAAAUACUUCAUAAACGCUGACCUCACAGAGAUGACUUACCAUCUUAAUGCCUACUUUGCGAUCACGUCAGAGCGCCUGGCCAAUCAGGUGCCCCUGGUUGUGCAGUACCACAUGCUGGAGGAGUACACCACCAGGGUAAAGGCAGCCAUGCCAAGUCUGAUACGACACAAAGACGCCGGCAGCUUCAUCCAAGAGAAGAGCGACAUUGCCAAGAAGAGGAGUUAUCUGCUGGGCAGAAUGGAACGUCUCAGGAAGGCACGCCAGGUUCUGGCCAAGUCUGUGCCCACUAAUUAGGUGUCAGAGGGGUUUUAGACCAUGUAAACAGGUUGCAGUUACUUAGUGUCAAUGUUACGCAGCAGGUAUAACUGCCAUCAUCUUUAUACUUUUUGUGUGUCUCAGGUUUCUAUUUUAUAUUUUAUUGAGUAAAUGAGGAUUAGACAACUUAAAUAAAGAAAGCAUACCAUAGGCUAUAGUAAAGUAGGAGUAAGUUAGUUGAAAUACUAUAUUUGCUUUUAAAGACACCACACAAGAUUUUGUGCAAACAUAUAUACUCA